This is a messenger RNA of Aspergillus nidulans FGSC A4, 2063 nucleotides long. RefSeq names its product DUF3292 domain-containing protein. Lineage: Eukaryota; Fungi; Ascomycota; Eurotiomycetes; Eurotiales; Aspergillaceae. The record is from RefSeq and is a predicted model, not a curated record. The coding region runs from base 21 to 2063 and encodes 680 amino acids. The transcript has 5 exons.
AUGAACAACCAAACGUCAAGAUGUCUGACGCCCCGGACUCGCUCUCCUCAGACAAAGCCAAAGAAGAAGAGAUAAAUGCCGCGUUUGCUGGUAAAAAUCCCAAGAAAUUCAACCCCAACGACCCUAGCGAUGCUGCAAACUACAAUGGCCCCACAGACAGCCACAUCCUGUCGCAGACGAAACCGCAGGAUAACGAAGCGAAGGGUUUAGCGCACCGAGCUGGCGAGAACGAGCCUGGCCAAGUCUCGGAUAUAGGCUGGGGAUCAUCAGAUACUGUUCAAGAGAGGGUUGUGCCGGGAUUGUCAAAUGAGGAUCUUUUCAUGUUAAUUCGGCGGUUCAACAAGCAAAUAUACAACGUCAAAGCCGUUCCGGACGCACCGCUACAGGGACUUGACCUCGUCCGCGCGGAGGAUGACCAUUUCUCGCCCGAUAAGCUGCGCGCGACGCUAGAGCGGUUCUAUACCACCAUAAUUAUUGGAGUGACUGCAUUUCACGAGGGGAGAGCUGAUCAGGAUGUGCAGGUCUACUUCACAGCAUGGCUGCGGGAUCUCCUGAUUCCGACCAUUUUCACCACCUUACUUACUCUAGUGCUCUAUCCUCCGUCUCGCAAGUUCCUCUUCCCUCCCGCCCCGAUCGCCCUCGUCGAUACGUCCACGGGCGGAGUACAAAAGCCCAAGGCGGGCGUGCUAGGAUCCCACGAUAGUAUGACCGGCGCCCCAGAAAAGUAUAAGGGUGAAGCCGCAGAGCAAGAAGCAAGCAAUUUGAUGGCGGGUAUUGCAACAGUAGCUGUUGGUAGUGCAACCGGUAAACACGACCAGGGGAACCCCGAAGGUGCCCCAAUGGAGUCGAAGGUGCCUGAUGCAACGGACAUCGUGGCCAAGUCGGCGGAUGCGCAGGCGGCAGCCAACGGGGAGGUCCCGGCCGAGACUCAUGAUAAGACGCGCGAGCCGAUGAAGCAGACGGUGUUGAAUAGCGCAGAUCAGGCGAUGAGGGUCAUGGCUGAUGUUAUCGAUACCUGGGAGAGAUUUGCAAAUGCGCUCUCGCCUACGCCUCCAUUCUCGAUGAUGACGCCUCGUUUGAGACUCGCUGGGGUUUUGGCAUCGGGGCUCCUGGUGGCAUUGCUCACGUCUAGUUAUGUCUUCAUGAAGAUAGCAACCUUUUCUGUAGGAUUGGCCUUCUUCGGCGACCCGCUUAUCCAACGAGGCAUUCAGUAUCUCAACCGCGAGUAUCCGCACUGGAAGGAGUUGUCGCAGUUGCAAAACACCCUGCUCAAAGGCGUCCCCACGAACGCUCAGCUCACCCUGACCCUCCUCCGCAUCGGCGAAGCAAACGCUGCUCCCCUCCCACCACCUCCUUCUGGGUCUGUAGAAAAGGCACCCUCCCAACCGGCAUCAAUCGACCACGACACACUCAAGCUUGGCGCCGCUCCAAACGAGAUCGAUCGCGCGGCAGCCCCUGAGCCAGAACAUCCCAACAUGCACCAACAGGAGAAGGCGGAAUUCGAGAAACCAAAACAAAAGAAAGGCUUCGGCGCCAAGCUUCUCUCCUUCUUCCGCGGUACCACUGCUGCCGGUAUAGAGAGCAAACUCGCCAUCUCGCACGCCCGCGCUGAAAUCGGUAACCUCCACGCCAAAAACCAAAAGGGCGUUCUCCGCAAGAAGGGCCUCGAAACGCUCCCAAUGGGCCCCGUUGAAUUCGAUGCGCGGUACCAAGGACAUAGGGGAAUGGCCAUUAUUGAUUCCUCGCACGAACCGGCGUUGCUCUAUUUUACAACGGACGAGACGGCGCAGCUCGGUGAUUAUCGGAUGGAGAGUCGGAAGAACGGUAGCGUGUAUUUCGAUAUACCUGUUAGCGAUAUCAAAGAGAUGAGGAAGAUUGGCGGGAUGGGGUGGAAGGGGAAGCUUGUGACCGGGUGGGCUGUUGGCGGGAAGGAGGUUGUUGAUGGGAUUGUGGUGAAAGGGAAUCACUCGCACCAGGAGUUCCAGUUGACGGCCGUAACUAAACGGGAUGAACUGUUUAACCGGCUGGUUGCGAUAGAUGGACAGGUUUGGAAUAGCUUUUGA